CCAACACAAACACCAACAUCAACACCAAUACCACCACCAAUACCAAUACCAACACCACCACCAAUACCACCACCAAUACCAACAUCAACACCACCACCAAUACCAACACCAACACCAACACCAAUACCAACACCAAUAUCAACACCAAUACCAAUACCAAUACCAACAUCAACACCAAUACCAACACCAACACCAACACCAAUACCAACACUAAUACCACCACCAAUACCAAUACCAAUACCAACAUCAACACCAAUACCACCACCAAUACCAACACCAACACCAACACCAACAUCAACACCAAUACCAACACUAAUACCACCACCAAUACCAACACCAACCCUACACAACUACACACUACACAAAUACAUAACACUACACACAACGCUACACAAAUACACAACGCUACACAAAUACACAACACUACACAAAUACACAACACUACACACAACACUACACAAAUACACAAUGCUACACAAAUACACAAUGCUACACAAAUACACAACACUACACAAAUACACAAUGCUACACAAAUACAGAACACUACACAAAUACAUAACCCUACACACAGCACUACACAAAUACACAACAAUACACAAAUACAUAACACUACACACAACGCUACACAAAUACACAAUGCUACACAAAUACACAACACUACACACAACACUACACAAAUACACAAUGCUACACAAAUACACAACACUACACAAAUACACAAUGCUACACAAAUACAUAACACUACACACAGCACUACACAAAUACACAAUACACAAAUACAUAACACUACACACAACGCUACACAAAUACACAACACUACACAAAUACACAACGCUACACAAAUACACAAUGCUACACAAAUACACAACACUACACAAAUACACAAUGCUACACAAAUACACAACACUACACAAAUACACAAUGCUACACAAAUACAUAACACUACACACAACGCUACACAAAUACACAAUGCUACACAAAUACACAACGCUACACAAAUACAUAACACUACACACAACACUACACAAAUACACAAUGCUACACAAAUACACAACGCUACACAAAUACACAACACUACACACGACACUACACAAAUACACUACACAAAUACACAACACUACACACAACACUACACAAAUACACAACGCUACACAAAUACACAACACUACACAAAUACAUAACACUACACACAACGCUACACAAAUACACAAUGCUACACAAAUACACAACGCUACACAAAUACAUAACACUACACACAACACUACACAAAUACACAAUGCUACACAAAUACACAACGCUACACAAAUACAUAACACUACACACAACACUACACAAAUGUGCACAAAAUAGAGAAUAACUGUUUUUUGUUGUUGUUGUUUGUUUGUUAAUGAAAGGGGAAAAAUGAGACAGGAUUAGUUCUGACUCCUUAGCAGGACAAGACCACACACACACACACACACACACACAAAUCUAUUGCAUAAUCCACUUUAGGGCGUCUCACGUGGGAUGCACACUUGGGAUUGUGUGUUAUGCACGCGUGUGUGUGUGUGUGUGAGAGAGAGAGAGAGAGAGGUUCUUCUGAGAGUUUUGGCCAGAACGAUCCUUUGCACGAGGGAGAGAGGGGAGCUUACGUUAAGCUCAAGUGCACUGGCCACAUCCGGGGAAACGGACAACUCUCUCUCUCUCUCUGUCUGUCUCUCUCUCUCUCUCUCUCCCCCUCUCUCUCUCAGACACACAUACCUCACUGACGGUUUGAGAGAGAGGUGACAUCGCGCUUUAACCCUUUUCUGAGCGGAAUAUCGCGUGUAGAUGGGAAAAAAGGAAGGACGUCGAGCGCACCGCGUUGGAAACGCACCGAUUUUCCCAGCAGGAUCUCAUUUAUUUGUUGCUUUUAUUUUCUGUCUCGGUGUGUAAACAGGCUGUUUACAGGACAAUGCCACCCCUCCGACACGUUUAGGCAGCGUGAGGAGAUUUAGCAGCGAUCCACAGCCCUGAGCUCAGGGUGCGCGUUAUUUUCCUGCUGUUGUGUUGGCGCUGAUUGUAAGGCGCAGAUGAAUAAUGCCUGGAUAAGCGCUGUGCGUAAACUGCGCGCCUGAAGCGUCAUAAGAGGGGAAAUUCGGUGUCUUCACGGAUAAUUUCAUCCAGGCAAAGCCAUGGCGAUAAUUCCCACCCUCACCGUCCUCCUCUCUCUGCUCGUCUGUGGUGCGGGUGCAUCUCCUCUAGAAUCUCCGCCCCCUCCCAAAGGGUGUGGCUCAGGUGUCCAUCCAUCUUACCGGCUUCUGUGUGACCUCGAGUCUGUGUGGGGGGUUGUUUUAGAGGCCGUGGCAUGUGGUGGCGCCGUUUCGGCUCUUGUUCUUUUCGCCGUUCUCCUCUCGAAGCUGAAAAUGGUGACUGAGCCAGAGCGGCGUAGCGGUGUAGGCCCUCUCCUGCUGCUGCUGCUGAGUACGGUGGGUCUGUUCUGCCUGUCUCUGGCGUUCAUGGUGGGACGCGGCGAGACGGUGUGCAUGUUGCGCCGUGGGCUGUGGAGCUCACUCUUCGCUCUGUGUUUCUCGUGCCUGUUGGUCCAGGCACUGCGGUUACGGAAGCUCGCGACAGGGGAACGCAGCCCGUCAGGUGGCUCGCUCUCGGUGCUGGCGUUGGGAAUUGCGCUGGUGCAGGGAGUCAUCAGCGGAGAGUGGCUGUUGCUGACGGUGGCGCGCGAGGGCCACAGUGCCUGCCAUUACCCACCACUGGACUUUGCACUAGUGUGCGGCUACGCGUUGGCACUGCUCCUCACAUCGACAACGGUCUCGCUCACGGUCCUUCUGUGUGGCGCAAGGCAUGUAGAUGACGCAGCCAGGAAGAAGAGACGCCAAUGGAGCUGUAAUGGUGUCUGGCUUUUCCUCUCCUGUCUCGUCUCCCUGCUCGUUUGGGCUGCAUGGCUCGGGUUUUACCUCUACGGUAACACUCCUGGAAAGAGCACCAUGACCAGUGAGACCGAUGGUGAAGAACCCGCUCUGGCCAUAGCCUUAGUAAUGGAGGGAUGGGCACUGCUGCUCUUCCAUGCCAUCCCAGAAGCCCACCUGUGUCUGCGACUGACCAGUCAGAGGGGCGACGAAGGGUGCCAGGAUUACUACGACGCACGGCAACCGCAGUCUUCACAUGGUUACCGCGAUGAUGAUGAGCUGCCAGCCAAUCACAGAGCAGCAUACACGGAAAGACAGGCAUUUUCCAUAGAGGAGCACAGCGCAGGCAUGCAGGCCGGAGGUUACCACGCUACAGUAAUACGACCCACACCUCAAUUCCGAAGCCACGUGUACCAGCCCACAGAGAUGGCCCUGCUCAUGAACGGAGGAACGAUUCCCACGGCUCCCCCAAACUACACAGGAAGGCAUCUGUGGUGAAUCCCAUAAGCACCCGGAUGAGACACACUCUGUGUGAUGUCACAGGGUCAAAGGGCAUACAGUGUGGAGAGCGUAAACUAAUAGUUUUACUUAAGCUGUGCUUUCAUAUGAUAUUGUAAUAAUGUAAUAAUCUCUAUAAGUUAACCUGAACCUGAGCGAUGGAAUGCGUGUGGACUGCGCAGUGAUGUUGCACUGGAUGGUAACAAAUUACGGCUGCUUUCAUACCAGGCGUUUUUCUUUCUUUCUUUCUUUCUUUCUUACUGAAGCGUCUCACGUGACACGUACACUGUAACUAGACCAACGCUCUUAUCAGUGCUCAUUAGUAGAAGUUCACUAGCCAGUAUUAUCGUUAUUAAUAUUAAAGAUUAGAUUUAUUUUUGGGGUACACUGUGUAUGUGUGUGGAGUUAGCACAUUCUCUUCGUGCUGCAGGGGUUUCCUCCGGGUACUCCGGUUUCCUCCCCCAGUCCAAAGACAUGCAUGGUAGGCUGACUGGCAUGUCCAAAGUGUCUGUAGUGUAUGAAUAUGUGUGUGAUUGUGCCCUGCGAUGGAUUGGCACCCCUUCUAGGGUGUACCCCACCUUGUUCCCCAUGCUCCCUGGGAUAGGCUCCAAGUUCCCCAUGACCCUGUAGGAUAAGCAGUAUAGAAAAUGGAUGGAUGGAUAGAUUCAUGAAUCUAAUUUUAAUUUUAAAACAUGUGAGUGGAAAGUUUCGAAAUUCAAACGCUCCUGCUCCAAAUAAAUAGCCAGAAUAUCAUCGCACAACAAGAGUUUCCAAAACGUGAUCAUAAAUACGUUCAUGAGAGGAACUCACUAAAUUUCCUCUUAUGUUUUAUUCGUUCAUUUUCCAAAGGAAUAUUACUGCUACGUAAAAUAUAUCUACAAAGAAGGAAUUUUUGGGUGCUGCUAUUUUGAAAUGUUACUGUGACUGAACCAGCCACAUUUACACAAGUGAAGUGUACGUGCUGAUGUAAUGGGGUUUUUUUUUUGUUAGCGUAGGAGUUCAGCAAUAAAAAUGGACAAAUUUCUCUCGUCCAUCUACCUCCGCUAGUUUCUCAACGAAAUCGAGUGACUCGGUGGGGAUUGAGAAAAACAAACACAAAAAACAUAGCUGCAAGCAGCAAUACCGGGUUCAAGCCAAUUAUCGGCACCAUGAGCGGCAAAAGAAGCUUUGUGACGUGGUUUUGGUUAGAGUCCGAUCAGCAGUGUAUGAGUUAGAAAAAGUACACGUUCAUUCAAAAUAGCUACUUCUUAGAAAUUUUGUCCAGUAUGUGCCGCUGCUCUGAAACUGCUCAGGUAGCAUCUGGGCAUGAUAGUUAUCUGGGCCUGAUAAGAAAGCGUUCAAGAUUUAUAAGCCUAAAAGCAGUUUUUUCUAUCUCCUGACCAGUAGGGGGCUGUGUGCCAACACAUUGCACGUAACCUCAGGGCCUAAUGCUGAUGACACGUACCAAGUUCCUCACAAUCCCUCAAAGCGUUGCGGAGAUAUACCCUCACAACCAUUUUGGUGUGCGCUUCGGCGAAUUCGUUGAAGCGCCAUUCAAAAGCGGUACGGUGUAUCAAAAUUCCAUGAAUAACUUUUUGUCGUGAGUGUCUCUAGAUUAUGCCGGCCAAUUCCCGUGCAAGUCGGACAAACGGCCUUGGGCGAGUUCGAAAAAAAAAGUAGGUUUUUCAGAAAAUUAAAAAUGGCAGAAAAGUUUUCAUGACGGAAAAUGGCGUCGUAGGGUGCAUUCGAAUCGUCUCGAGCCAAGGACUCAAAGGAAUCACGAAUUUCUAGUGCUCACGGUUUAUUACGUCUUCAACAUAAACGUGAGAGCAAAUUUGGGCAGUUGGUGGGGCUAGAGGGAUUGAGUUAGAUACCUCAAAUUUGGCGUAGUAACAGUUCAGACUGUCCUCUAUCUGUGUACCAAAUUUCAUAAUGGAUACAAUAUGCGGUAACAAUUAUUGACUCGUGAAGGUAAAUAAUGUGGAGAACUCAAUAAAUACUAAUUACAUAAUAAUUCAUUAUGCUUGUAAAUCUCCACUGAGGGAGUCUGUGGACAGAUUGAUACCUACUGAUUUACACCACUGUAUGCAGCCAUUAUUGGAAGCGGGUCCUCAGAAACCAGUAAACAUCCCAGCAGUGGCAGUUUAUUAUCUCUAAUUGUAUUCCGACGUUAAAAUAUCUCUGGCGGAAGG
Messenger RNA from Ictalurus furcatus (blue catfish), 5554 nucleotides. It is a transcript of the gene gprc5bb, whose product is annotated as G protein-coupled receptor, class C, group 5, member Bb. The coding region runs from base 2154 to 3383 and encodes 409 amino acids. Gene Ontology annotation, molecular function: G protein-coupled receptor activity; protein kinase activator activity; protein kinase binding. The transcript has 4 exons. Gene Ontology annotation, biological process: G protein-coupled receptor signaling pathway. Gene Ontology annotation, cellular component: signaling receptor complex; plasma membrane; extracellular exosome. The record is from RefSeq and is a predicted model, not a curated record. NCBI's taxonomy places the organism in Eukaryota, Metazoa, Chordata, Actinopteri, Siluriformes, Ictaluridae.